Molecule: messenger RNA, 5907 nt
Organism: Penicillium canescens
Lineage: Eukaryota; Fungi; Ascomycota; Eurotiomycetes; Eurotiales; Aspergillaceae
Gene: stt4
Product: 1-phosphatidylinositol 4-kinase STT4
Exons: 8
Coding region: 1-5907 (1968 amino acids)
Biological process (GO): phosphatidylinositol-mediated signaling; phosphatidylinositol phosphate biosynthetic process
Cellular component (GO): cytoplasm; plasma membrane
Molecular function (GO): 1-phosphatidylinositol 4-kinase activity
Source: RefSeq, a predicted model, not a curated record
AUGGACGGCCUUUCAGGUGGAAUCAGACAGUUUGCUUUUCAGAAGCUCGCUGCGUUGGCAGUUGAGUCCCCCCGCGAUGGGACGGAGCUCACUCGCCUCGCGCAGCAGUCUCGGCCACGCCAGCCCGAUGGUGCUCUCAAUGGAGUCUUGAGAGAUCAGGCACCGACAUCGCGGGUUCCAAUGGGAAUCCGGGAACUAGAUGUCCUCCUAGCCCUAUGCAAGGCGGCUGCGUCGGUCAAUGCAGUUAAUGCCUCUCAAUUUGCCUCACAACUGUCCCGGUACCUGCCAGAAUCCCACAGCCAGCUGUUUCGACCCUCGCCAUUCCUUCCUAGUAUAAAACCAUCCCCAUGGGAAACCCUCACACACAAUCUGACUCUGGCACUCUUGUCCUUGGGCUUGAAGUACCCGGCAAUACGGAAGACAGCCCUUGAUGCCGUGCAUGGGUAUUUGAACAACUGCGCGGAGGCCAUCAAUGCAGUCACACCUUUCCAAUACUCCAAGUCCGAUGGACAUGGUGUGGUUCAUGAAUCCGUUGCAGUUUUGUCAAUUGCGGUUUCACUCGUCGGUUUCAUGGAAGCCGCGGCCCAGUACACUUCUAUCUGGCUCGCGAGUGAGAAACUACAAAUAGUUGAUCAUCUACGUGCGAUGCUAUCUGAGCCCUUCAUAAUCGCAGUUGAGACAGCUUCCUCCACUCUUCGCAAUACUCACACUGCAGAGCCUGCUUUCAGAGAUUGGAGAAAAUACACGCGUCGAUAUGCUGCUCAUGGCCGCCCAUUAGGCGCUAUGCUCGUGCAAGAGGGCUUCAUGCGCUUUGUGAAGUCAUGCGCAGCUUCUCUGAUAGGAUCCCAGCACUUGACUGAUGAUCAGCUCUUAGAUGACUACAUGACUGGUGUCGGCAUUGCUAAGAGCUACGAUGAAGACGAUAUUGCUCUCAUCGAGCGCGUCACUAAUAUUAUCAGUGAGGAAAUUCACUUGCUAGAGGAUGGUGCUGACUACCUGAAAGUCGGCUCCCCCUGGCAGCAGCGUCUUGCCUUUUCCGUCAAAGGACAUGCCUUGGUUGGAUUCCUCAACUGCGUGAUCCUAGGCGAAGAUGCGACUAACAACGAUGUACUGCUUUCCUGGCUCGAAGAUGCAUUGCUUGAUCCCCAGCAAAUGUCAAAUGUGGAAUUGGCUAUAACUUCUUUGAAAUGUACCGCAAUUGUUGCAAGAAUGUCGCCAAAUGGUGCCUCCAUCGGAAGACGCUGCCUCUUGAGGUUCCUUUCUCAGGGAGGUGUGUCGGCACGUCCAACCGUCGCAGUUGCCUCCCGAUGCCUCGCCCAGAUCCUAACCAUCCUUUCCGAGGAUGCAGUGAUUACAACGCUGUAUUCACUUGGAAACGCGUUGAGCCCGGCCACCAACGUCGAUCAAUCGAGCCAGGACCAACUCGCUGGAGAUCAUGCCGGACCGGGCAUGAACCUCGAAGUUUAUCAAAAGACUGGAAGCCAGACUUCCAUCGCCGUUGAAGGCGAAGAGGAUACUGUGACUCACAGAAAUGUGAUCCAUGCCAUCGUAACAAUUGCGACUAACUGUAACGAUGAUAAGAUCAGCGCAUUGGCCCAGUCUAUGCUUCUUCAAAAGAUUGGCAAGAUCAACGUUGCAGUGGAUGCGUAUAUAAUCCAGGAGACUGCAGUUCUUGCGCUCAGUGGAGGUCAAGCCGAGUUCCAGCUUCUGUUGAAGUUUUACACUCGUGUCUAUCUUGACGGCAUCAACAAGGGCCUGGACGCUAUCUCUGAUGCUGUACAAUGCGCCAUGGCUUAUAUUUCUGUAACCAUGGACCAAAAGUCACCACUUCACCGAAUCUAUUUGACCCAUCUGCUGGAGAGCAUCGUCAACAAGGGUGAUGUGCCAGACCUGGAUCAUGAGCGCCACAAGGAGAUUGUCUUUUCCGCAGAUGAUAUCACUCCGCUGUUGAAGCCACUUGCUUUGCUUGUUUCUUCUAAAGGUAAUACCAGGGGGGAUUUCUGGUCAAUCAUGGAUUACGAUGAUACCAUUUUGUCUUUGUUCCGUGAUGUCUGGUUCAACAUUGCCAUCCACGGGAUAUCACUCAGCUCCAGUGUUGCCCAAAAGCAUCACAAGGAGCUUCGUCUUCUUGCGCAUCAUUCCCCGCCAUUGAUUGCCGGGAACCAUAUGGAAUCACUGGAGAGCGACGUGGAACUCAACACAGUUCUCAGGCGCGGUGUAGGACCACAGCGUGUAAUGGAACAGAAGAGAGCUUUGAUUUCGGAACUUCCUGGCCGGGAUUCAGAUAUCAAGAGAAUAGAUUACCCAAGGGCAGUAUUCCUUAACGCCGUACUCCUGGUUGAGAGCCUCCGCGCUUCGUCUGGAGACUCUACCAAGAUCCUCGAUUACUUCCUGGAUCCCGCACUGGCCACUCCCGAGAUGGUUAUUUGCAUGAAUGCCGUCGCAGAAAAAGUGGUUACCUGCUACCUAUCCCUGACGCUAUCAGGAGAGCAUGAUGACUUCUCGGCCCCUUACUUAUCCAAGCAGCUUGCUGAAUUCCUGGUGUCCUGCUGCCAUCGCAUUGAACGGGUCCAAAGCAUUGCAACCCUGUGCGCUGGCAAGAUCAUUCGCGAAUGCCCCUCAGCGCUGUGCGAAAAGCACUCUCUCUUUGCCUUACUUGAGAUUCUGACUGUUAUGUGGUCUUCCUGUCUGCAAGGCGAACUCGAUGAGUUUGAGUGGAAGUCAUCUUUGGUCUCCCCUAUGGGCAUUGUCAAGGUCGAAUUGCCUGAUAACUACGCGCUAAGAAAGGCGACCCUUGAUCGGUUUCAUGCAAAGGCUAGGGCUUGGGUCAUAGCCGUCUUGAACAUUGCCCCAUUGGACAUUAAGGGUUUGCUUCAGACCUAUCUCUCCGAAUACGAUGACGACGGCGGCUAUGGGCAUAUUUCGAUAGGCCGUUCUUUUGCCCUGGAGAUGGGCUCCAUCAUACCACAGAGCGACCCGCGACUUGGGUCAAUUGAUGUCCACGGAAGCAGCGAGAUCAAUAUAGCCUCUGAUUUCAUGGCGCUGUACACGACACGUCAAAAGUACCGGCGUCCGGAUAUGCCUGCUAUCAAUGGCCUGGAUGGAGGGAUCAACAGGGAUUAUGACCAAAACCCUCACACCAGACUUCUGCCCGAGUCUGCUGAUGCUCUGGAAGAAGCCCUCGCUAGUCUGUACAGACGGAGCAUCGAUAACGAGGACAUCACUCUUGUUGAAGUUAGAGACGCUCUUCGGCAGGCCGCAGGCCUCAUUUGUAGCAGCAGCAAGCCCAGGCUGUCUGUGGUUCACUAUUUGGUUGCUUUGCCUUUCCAGAUUUUCACCAAGGAAACCAUCAAGCUGGGUGUCUCGCUUUGGCUUGGAGUCAUUCACGAAAACCCAAGCACUGAACCACGGAUUUUCUCUGAAGUCAUUGAAGCCUGGGAGAGAAGUAUAAACCGCCGAAAGGGGUUGUUUGAUCCCUCCUUUGCAUAUCUUGACCCACUGCACACGAAGAUCGAGCUACUGCCAACUGACAAGGAUCUUAUGCUUCGAAUGCAGCAAAAGGCUCAAGAUACCCUCUCGCCACACUUGCGAGUUCUUCAAUUUUUUGAGAGCCAUUUCAAUGCUAUCCGCUUGGGCAACUUGCAAGACCAACAGCUGUUCUGUCGCUUGGUUAGCAGUACCGUAAUUGGUCUGACCAAGACCGAGUGUCAUCCUUUGGCCAGAGAAAUUCAUUUCCGCAUUGUACUCUUUGGGCUCAAGGUUCUCAGGCACCUCAGUCCCUGCAACAGUGGUGCUUCUUGGAAACUCAAGGACCAGAUUUUGUCUGCUGCUUUGAGUUGGUUCAAGCAUGCUCCAAGAUGGUCAUUUGGAGGAAAUAGACUUCAGAUUAAAGCAGAAGACAAGGUCCUCAGUGAUGUAACGAUUGAAUUGCGAGGCGUUGCUGGCAUUGCUGCACUGGCACAGGGAUCGUACAAGUCAUUGCAGGCCAAACAAGACUUGCUGCAGAUCCUUGUGGACAAUGAGCGAGCACGUCUCCGGGUUUGGCUGUUCCCUUUGGAUCCUGAGCGCAAGCACCAUAUGCCUACCAUUGGAGGCAAGACCCCUGCUGAGGGCCCUGUAUCCCUCCUUCGACUGGCCUGGGCCGAAAGUCCUGGGCUGGCUAUCCAGAUGGCUACUCGUUUCCCGUCGCCCAAGAUGCAAAGCGAUGUCAGAUGGUUGGUCCUCAAUUUCCCCGAAAGGGUCAUUGAGGAGUCAAGUGCUCUUGAAAUCAUGUUUGACAACUCUCUGCCUGUCGACGUUACUUUCCAGUUGAAGUUCCUCCUGUACUGGGCUCCUGUCACUCCCACAGAGGCUAUCACAUACUUCUUGCCUGCUUACGGUAACCAUCCUUACAUCUUGCAGUACGCCAUGCGGGCACUGGAGAGCUACUCGAUGGAUGUCCGAUUCUACUUUGUGCCGCAAUUGGUCCAGGCUCUGCGCUACGAUGCUUUGGGCUACGUGGAGCGCUAUAUUCUUGAGACAGCCAAGUUGUCCCAGCUGUUUGCCCACCAGGUGAUUUGGAAUAUGAAGGCCAACUCCUACAAGGACGAGGAAUCUCAAAUACCUGAUCCCCUCAAACCGACUCUCGACCGUUUCCUCGAGAAUCUCAUCUCAAGCUUCUCGUAUGAAGAGCGCGCCUUCUACGAAAGGGAAUUCUCGUUCUUCAAUGAAGUCACAGGCGUCUCAGGCAAGCUCCGCCCCUACAUCAAGCGGAGCAAACCGGAAAAGAAGGAGAAGAUCGAGGAAGAGCUGCGCAAAAUCAAGGUUGAGGUUGGAGUCUACCUCCCCAGUAACCCCGACGGUGUAGUCGUGGGAAUUGACCGCAAGUCUGGCAAGCCGUUGCAAAGUCACGCCAAGGCGCCUUACAUGGCGACUUUCCGUAUCCAAAAGACCAGACCACGUCUUGACAAGACUGAUGCUACUGGUUCCCAGCCCCAUGAGCACCAACGCCAAUUGACCGGCCAUUCUCAUUCGCAAUCCCAUUCUCAGCCUGAACCUGAUCAGGAGACAUACGAAGUUUGGCAAUCGGCAAUCUUCAAAGUCGGCGAUGACUGUCGGCAGGAUAUGCUUGCCCUGCAGAUGAUUGCCGCUUUCCGAAGCAUCUUCACCAGUGUCGGACUGGACGUCUGGGUCUUCCCUUACAGAGUGACUUCCACCGCACCUGGCUGCGGUGUGAUCGACGUGCUACCCAACUCGAUUUCCCGAGACAUGCUCGGUCGUGAGGCUGUCAAUGGUCUCUAUGAUUACUUCGUCUCCAAAUAUGGAGGCGAGGACUCAAUCCUGUUCCAGGAAGCCCGCACCAACUUCGUCAAGAGUAUGGCUGCCUACUCGGUUAUCUCCUACCUUCUGCAAUUCAAGGACCGACACAACGGAAAUAUCAUGGUCGACGACGCCGGCCAUAUCAUCCAUAUUGAUUUCGGUUUCUGCUUUGACAUUGCCCCCGGUGGUGUGCGCUUCGAGCGUGCCCCCUUCAAGUUGACCUCGGAGAUGGUCGCUGUCAUGAGUGGAACUCAUAACCCGGCCCAUCACCAAGGCGGAAACUCGUCCAUCAACCUGCCCGGUGCGAACUCGCACAAUCCGACUAAUACCCAGCCUUACCGCUGGUUCGAGUCGUUGGUUGUUAAGGCGUUCCUGGCGUCGCGUCCCUACAGCACGAAGCUUGGGCAUAUUGUUUCCCUAAUGCUUGACAGUGGUCUUCCGUGCUUCAAGCCUGAAACUUUGAAGAACUUCCGUGAUCGGUUUGUUUUGGAUAAGAGUGAGCGCGAUGCUGCUGAGUAUAUGCGUGAACUUGUGCGCAAGUCCUACAUGAGUGUGUCGACCAAGGGUUAUGAUCAGUUCCAGCUGAUGACCAACGGCAUUCCUUACUGA